AUGUUAAAUGAAGGAUUAGACUUCAUAAGUCAGCUACCAGAUGAUAUUUUGAAUUACAUCAUAUCUUCUCUUUCAAUUGAUGAAGCCAUAAGAACAAGCAUUCUAUCAAAGAGAUGGAUACAUUUGUGGAAGAAUUUAUUGCACAUGGAAUUUGAUUGGACACACAUGAAAAACCCCAUAUUAUAUAAGAACAGAGUUUUUAAUCCCAAAAGUGCCAUUGAAAAACAUGCUAUGAAAUAUGGUGAAAUUGUUAACACUAUAUUGCAUCAACAUAUUGUUUCUGAUUUGACUAUUUUAUCUGCAUUUGAAAGUUGCCACAAGUUGAAAAUUUUGAAGUUGAAGUAUAUGUUUAUGGUGGAUGGUAUCAUCAAUGGAAUUUUGGAAAAUUGUAUUGGUUUGGAGAAGUUUAGUCUCAUUGUGUCAUAUGGUUUCAAUAGCCUCAAAAUUGAAAACAAAAAUCUUAAAUAUUUGGAGCUUUUGUGGCUGAAUGUUAAAGAGAUAGAUGUUAAUGUUGAGGAGCUUCAUGUUUUGGUGAUUAAUACUCUAAGGUGUCCUCCAAAGAAUCUUAGAAUUAAUUUUCAGAGCCUUUGGAAUUUCUCUUCUGCUUGCAAUCCUAUUAUGACAAGAUGGAUGCCUACCAUGCUGAAAACAUGUGAUAUUUUUGAAAACUACAGGAGCUUUUUUCCAUCUCAAUCGAUCAACAUUUUUCGAAAUCUAUUGACAUUGUCAAUUGAUUUGGAUUUGAAUAACAUCAGAGAAGCUUUGCUAUUAUCUACCGUACUAACGACGUGCUGCAAUCUCAACACUCUAGAAAUUACAAUACCGGUAGAGAUAGUUUUAGCUUCUCCAACUACGCCGUCUGAUGAUUGUGUUCUAGGAUCUCCUAAAUCAAUGUUUUGGGAGACACAAGGAAUACAGGAUGUUGUCAAUAACAAGUUAAAAUUUGUUACAAUGCAAGGUUUUACUGGCAAAGAGCUAGAAUUGAAUUUUGCAAAACUUUUAAUAACAAGGGCCUACAUGAUGAAAAAGUUAUAUGUAAUUUGUGAUUCAACAAUUGUAGAGGAAGCAAAAGAUCUCCUGUCACUACAAAGAGCUUCAAAUAAUCUCUCCAUCCUAUUGGAGUGA
This is a messenger RNA of Cicer arietinum (chickpea), 1125 nucleotides long. The record is from RefSeq and is a predicted model, not a curated record. Lineage: Eukaryota; Viridiplantae; Streptophyta; Magnoliopsida; Fabales; Fabaceae.